Messenger RNA from Arabidopsis thaliana (thale cress), 1360 nucleotides. It is a transcript of the gene DIN4, whose product is annotated as Transketolase family protein. The record is from RefSeq and is marked reviewed. Lineage: Eukaryota; Viridiplantae; Streptophyta; Magnoliopsida; Brassicales; Brassicaceae. The transcript is spliced from 12 exons. The coding region runs from base 142 to 1218 and encodes 358 amino acids. Gene Ontology annotation, cellular component: mitochondrial matrix. Gene Ontology annotation, biological process: branched-chain amino acid catabolic process. Gene Ontology annotation, molecular function: branched-chain 2-oxo acid dehydrogenase activity.
GUACUUUCAUGUCUGUUUUGGUUUCAUCCAAAAGUAUCAAAUUUGUGUGAUCUUCUCCAGAAGAAACUUGAGGAACUUUAAGCUAAACCUCUGUAGUUUUCAGAUUGAUUCGUUGGUGGAAAGCGUCUAAAUUUUGCGUAAAUGGCGGCAGCUCUUGUACGCAGAUUCUGCCGGGGAUCAUCUUUUCCGGUCUCUGGUCAUGGAUAUAGGAUGCUAUCGACGGUUGAAAAUGUAUCUGAAAGUGGUAAAUCGAUGAAUCUAUACUCUGCUAUUAAUCAAGCUCUUCACAUCGCUUUAGAGACCGAUCCUCGGUCUUAUGUUUUUGGGGAAGAUGUUGGAUUUGGUGGUGUCUUCCGAUGUACAACAGGAUUAGCUGAACGUUUUGGGAAAUCUCGAGUUUUCAACACUCCUCUCUGCGAGCAAGGCAUUGUUGGCUUUGGCAUUGGUUUAGCUGCAAUGGGAAAUCGAGUUAUUGCGGAAAUUCAGUUUGCGGAUUAUAUUUUCCCGGCUUUUGAUCAGAUUGUUAAUGAGGCUGCAAAGUUCAGAUACCGAAGUGGAAACCAGUUUAACUGUGGAGGACUCACUAUUAGGGCACCGUACGGAGCAGUUGGUCACGGUGGACAUUACCACUCGCAGUCCCCUGAAGCUUUCUUUUGUCAUGUCCCUGGUAUCAAAGUUGUUAUUCCUCGAAGUCCACGGGAAGCUAAGGGAUUAUUAUUGUCAUCCAUCCGUGAUCCGAAUCCCGUUGUCUUUUUCGAACCAAAGUGGCUAUAUCGUCAAGCGGUAGAGGAUGUCCCUGAAGAUGACUAUAUGAUACCUUUAUCUGAGGCAGAGGUUAUGCGAGAAGGUUCCGACAUAACUCUUGUUGGAUGGGGAGCACAGCUCACUAUCAUGGAACAAGCAUGUCUUGACGCAGAAAACGAAGGAAUAUCGUGUGAAUUGAUAGAUCUCAAGACUCUGAUCCCUUGGGAUAAGGAAAUCGUUGAGACCUCAGUGAGAAAGACUGGCAGACUUCUUAUUAGCCAUGAAGCUCCUGUUACAGGAGGCUUUGGGGCCGAGAUCGCUGCAACUAUAGUUGAGCGUUGCUUCUUGAGGUUAGAAGCACCUGUAAGCAGAGUUUGUGGCCUGGACACUCCUUUCCCUCUAGUGUUCGAACCUUUCUACAUGCCAACCAAGAACAAGAUAUUGGAUGCAAUCAGAUCCACUGUGAAUUACUAGCCCAUCUUAGCAUUGUACACAUGAUUCUCUGUCUCCUAUCUUCGAAAUAAUUAUUGAUGCUGGUGGUUCAGACAUGUAAUGGAUACUGUAAUCACCACUUUUGUUAUUUAAUCUAUGAUCUUGAAACUCUCCAUCUUUGUUC